AUGAACGCCGAGGAGCAGUACUACGCUGCCACCCAGCUCUACAAGGAGUCGUGCGUGUUUCAGAGGUGCCAGGUGCAGGAUUACAGCCCCAGCCCCCCGGCGUGUCUGUACAUGGGGCGCCAGCCUCCGCAGCAGCCGCAACCCCCUUACCCAGGGGCCCUAAGUGCCCUGGAGCAGGGAAGCCCUCCGGACAUUUCCCCUUAUGAGGUGCCCCCGAUUACAGAGGAUCCAGGGGUCUCCCAUCUCCAUCUCCACCAUCCCUCUCAGCUCCCUCACCCGCAUCAGCAAACUGUCCCCUUCGCAGAUGGCACUGAGUCCGGGACGCUGGAGGAACCUAACAGAAUUCAGCUGCCUUUCCCGUGGAUGAAAUCGACCAAGUCUCAUGCAUGGAAAGGGCAAUGGACCGGCGGCUCCUACGUGGUGGAGCCUGAGGAGAACAAGCGCACGAGGACCGCCUACACGAGGGCGCAGCUGCUAGAGCUGGAGAAGGAGUUCCUCUUUAACAAAUACAUCUCUCGGCCUCGCCGGGUGGAACUGGCGGUCAUGCUGAACCUGACCGAACGGCACAUCAAGAUCUGGUUCCAGAACCGCCGGAUGAAGUGGAAGAAGGAAGAGGACAAGAAGCGAGGUGGGGUGACCGGGGCAGGAGCAGGGGCCGGAGGCAAGGAGCCGGAGCAGGACUGCGUAGUGUCCUCCGGGGAGGGGCCCAAAGAAGAGCUGCUACAGCAACCUCCCGGGGUGACCGUGUCGGCCGCGGCCCCUGUUGCCUCCUCUGCCAGGGAAGGGAGACUGCCUCCCAGCCUUAGCCUCUCUCCCCAGCCCCAGCCCCAGUGCCCCAGCGCCCAGGCCGCACGGCCGCAGGAAUCCCGGUGAGAUUUGGGGCACCCCUCGCAGCCCUCUAGAAAGGAGGAGGCCAGGACUAGGGAGCCCCAGGUGUCUUCUGCUGGGGGCAGGAGUCGGGAAGUAGUGCCUCCCCCACCCUCCACUGCUGGACGCAGUCACUGUCUGAGUCAAAAGGAGAGACUGCAUGGCCUUGCGCGCACCAACUUUUGCGCGCAAACAUCGGGAGAAAAAGAAACUGCGGUUUUUGUGUUUUGUUUUUAAAUUUUUACAUUCUUUUCCUGAUGUCGCCUAGGGGUGACGGGAGCAAGGUGGUUUUGCUUUGAGUCACAAGCCUGGCCGGCGCCUCUGAAACUCCUUA
Molecule: messenger RNA, 1201 nt
Organism: Dromiciops gliroides (monito del monte)
Lineage: Eukaryota; Metazoa; Chordata; Mammalia; Microbiotheria; Microbiotheriidae
Gene: PDX1
Product: pancreatic and duodenal homeobox 1
Exons: 2
Coding region: 1-873 (290 amino acids)
Biological process (GO): regulation of transcription by RNA polymerase II; type B pancreatic cell differentiation
Cellular component (GO): nucleus
Molecular function (GO): DNA-binding transcription factor activity, RNA polymerase II-specific; RNA polymerase II cis-regulatory region sequence-specific DNA binding
Source: RefSeq, a predicted model, not a curated record